AUGAUUGAUAGCUCAGUCUGUAACCCGUGUGAUGAUAAUUGCUUUGAAUGUGCCACUCAGCACGAAUGUAUUUCAUGCAAAAAGGGGUUUUUUUUGUCAACUGACUCAAAUUAAAAAACAACAGGGAAAUGCCUCUUAAAAUCAGGAACAGCCGAGUUUACCCUUUAUGUUGAUAGCAUUUAUGGCAGGCAUACAACCAAUGAGACAACUGGUAUGACUCUUGAUGAUCCAUUUUAUUCACUAUAAAGUGCAAUAACAAAAGCUUAUGAGUAUGGAGCUAUGUAUGAGAAAUCAAUAAUCAAUAUAAAACUUGUAUCUGGGAAAAUUCACUCUAUGCUAAGAUAUGAUGAUAACAUUCUUCUGCCUAGAGCCUAUGAUUAAAAUUCAUAAGCCACAGCCAUAAAAAUUGACACUAUAGAUAAAACUCAAGUUAAAGUCCUUUAUAAACUAAGAGAUAAAUAUACUUUCUUCGUAGGAGGAGGACUAGAGAUAAGAAAUAUCGCAUUUGACGCAAUAGAUUCAAUUAUAGACACUAGAUAUACCAAUUUGAAUAUCACUCUUUUAAGUUCGAAUGAAUACGCUUGCUUGGAAGAUUUAUUUAGUAACUGCUGCAAAAUUUAAAAGGAAGAUUCUAGUGGAAAGUAUAUAAUAAGUGGACCUGAUUUCUGUUUGCUCAAAAUACUACCAAAUGAUUAGUGUCAUUUGCCUAUUGGUGGUUCAUUAAUAUAGUUUGAUAUCUCUAGUUAAACAUCUCUGGCUUCUCCUUAAGUUCUAAUUUUAGAGCUCCAUUAUGGGUAAAUCCGCAACUAAAAUUGA
Molecule: messenger RNA, 816 nt
Organism: Stylonychia lemnae
Lineage: Eukaryota; Ciliophora; Spirotrichea; Sporadotrichida; Oxytrichidae
Source: the annotation of a GenBank genome assembly